Messenger RNA from Suillus fuscotomentosus, 1320 nucleotides. RefSeq lists its product as uncharacterized. Lineage: Eukaryota; Fungi; Basidiomycota; Agaricomycetes; Boletales; Suillaceae. The record is from RefSeq and is a predicted model, not a curated record. The coding region runs from base 224 to 1090 and encodes 288 amino acids. The transcript has 3 exons.
UCGUAUCAAAUGAUCCCAGGAUCCGAACUCACGAGAACUUUCUUUAGCCAAGUUUGAUGAUAAUCAAUACCCACAGCGGGUAACCCUUGGCCCGACGUCGAUACGAGCCUGACAAAGGACUCCCAAAUGUCAUUACUUUAGAUGUGACUCGUACAUCAAGCUGUGUGGCACGUGGCAACAGCACCGAACGCUCCAACCAAACCCAACUUGAACAUCAAAAAUCAUGUUUCGAGCUGUCGUGCACCAGAAAAUUCUCAUAAAUGCCUCACGCUUCACAGUAAACAACAGGCAUUUUGUUUCUACGGUUCUUCUCUCCCGAACUUGGGAAAAUGAGACUCUGGUCACUUUGCGUCAUGAAGCGAAAACCCGAGGUCUUUCGACCAAGGGCAACAAAUCUGACAUCAUAAACCGAAUUCAGGUGCAUGAGGAAUCUAAAGCUCUUCCUUUUUCGCAGCCUACGCCCGCCGUAUCUCGCAAUGCGUCUUCAUCUGCCGCUCCACCUCAGACUGCAUCUCCGGGCAUACCGCCUGCAUCACAGCCCGCGGGUGCCUCAAAGACGCCCGACUUUUUCUUGGUCAGAUUACCCAACCUCUCUCAAGAUGGGCCACCCGAACCCGUUCAAGUACCCUUCGUUCCCGAUUUUUGGGAUUCCUCUAGUCCGAAACCCGAGCCCAUAGAACCUUCUCACCCAAAAUUACACGUUGUUUCGGGGUCUGCGACACAUCCUGAUGGUGGUCCCACCUACAACCUUGAAAAGCCUCAGGACGCUGUGGUUAUUGAGGAAGUAGUGGUUAUCGAGCCAGAAAGUCAAUCCAAACCCGCGAUUGAAUCUGGCUUAUUCCGUGACUUGGCCGAUGAUCUUGGGCUGCAGCGGAGUUUCCAGGUUGGCCAGGCGGUCUCGAAUGUGGUACGGGCUGCCAAGGAGCAAGGGCCUGAUUUGCACGCAAAGUCUAGGCCCCUCAACAAUGAGCAAGCCAGAGGAGUUUGGGUCUUGCUCGGUUUACUCGCAGGAUCAUGGAUCGUUGGAGGAUGGGUGAAUCGUGCUCGGUCGGUGCCUGAAGUACCCAGCACGGAGGAAGGCAAGCACUAGCAUCAUCUUUGAGUGAUAUGUAUCGCAACACUCUCUUACAUAGAGACUCUCCUAUCUGGUUGUCAGACUUUUCACGUCUAGCGUUUUUCUUGAUAUAUUAUUCCGAGCGCACGUUUACUUCGCUGGAGAUGGACUGGAUUGCUUCAAGACAAUCUGCCCAGAUCAUGUUCUCUGAUGAACUUUCGAACCACAAUAUGUUAGGUCCAGUCUUGCCAAGUCCAGGUCAAACC